UGGCAGUCGGAAAAUGCCGUACACAAUGUCACUCUUACACUCAAUCUGGAGACACAAUUUCAGUUUAUUUCAACCAUCCUUCGAUUUAAAACAUUCCGUCCCGCUGCCAUGUACCUCGAGCGAUCUGUUGACUUUGCUCAGACCUGGCAACCCUAUGCAUACUUCUCAAACAACUGCCCCCGUGACUAUCCCCACAUUCCGGAACGACCCAGACGAUUCUUGAAUGACGUCACUUGUACCAGCAUCUACAGUCAGCUGACACCCUCCGAAGGCGGCGUUGUGGCUUUUAUGGCUGCUCCAAGUGAAAUGCACGCAAACCUUCCACCAUAUAGCGAGGAACGACAGAACCUCACAGCCAUUACCAAUCUACGAGUGUCCUUCACACGCCUCAAUACCCUAGGUGACAUGAAUUUGGACAAUUCUUCAGCAAUUCGCCGAAAAUACUACUACGCCAUGUACGAAUGGAAUGUUUGGGGCAGGUGCUCGUGUUUUGGGCACGCCACUCGCUGUAAACCGAAAUCCGCCAGUGAGAUUCCAAAUCUAGAGAAGGUUUAUGGUGUCUGUGAAUGCACGCACAAUACAGCGGGCGAUAACUGCGAAAAGUGCGCCAGUUUCUAUCAGGCGAAACCUUGGCGUCCUGCUUCCCGAGACUCUGCAAAUGCCUGUGAAAGAUGCGAAUGCCACGAUCACUCCGACCAGUGCUACUUCAAUCCAAUCCUCUACCUCCAGUCUGGGAACGUCUCGGGUGGACAUUGCUACAACUGUCGUCACAACACAGAGGGACCGCAAUGCGAGUUCUGCAGCAUCGGCUUCUACCGGCACCCAGACUUCCCCAUAAAUCAUCCCCAAACAUGCCAACCCUGUAACUGCCACGCGGGUGGGUCAGAAGCGCACGAGAGCUGUGACCAAUACACGAAUCCAGCCGAGGGCAAGGUUGCCGGUCGUUGCGUGUGCAAAGCCAACGUUGGCGGCGACAAGUGUGAUCGUUGUCGUGACGGCUAUUGGAAUUUCCGAGCUGAUAAUCCGGACGGCUGUGAAGAAUGCAAGUGUCAUAUGCUUGGAACACUGGAGAACAUUGGAUGCGAUCAAGUCACCGGGGCGUGUACUUGCAAGCGAUACGUCGAAGGCGAAUUCUGUGAUCGCUGUAUGCCGGGAUACUUCAACUUGACUGCUUCGCCAUCUGGCUGUGAGCCGUGCGCCUGCAGUCCAAUCGGUUCCAUUGGGCCGGACUGCGACCCCGACCGAGGCGUCUGCAGGUGCAAGCCGAACUUCAGCGGUCGUGAUUGCAGCCAAGUCGACGACGGCUACUUCGUGCGACCCUCAUACGUGGUCAUCAAUCAGGUCGACCGACCUAUUGAAAUCAUAUCAGAAGGCGUAAGACGGGACGGUAACUACGUGUUCAUCAUCGAGACAGAGACCAGAUACUUUGGUCCGAAUGACAGGUGGGUGGUUACAGUGGAUGUUAGACAGGAGGGAUCACAUUGUCGAAACUACCCCUACCGUGUCGAAAUCAACGCAGAUACCAGGAAGCUCAUCUUGCCCUCAGUAUGCAUGGUCGGUGAUCGGAAAACCAUUAUCGUCAUCAUGCCAGAAUCGCGUGAAGGAUCGCCUUACGUUGAAAUCGUCGUUGGAAAUGUUAUCAUAAAGCCCGAUGACGGAGAGACUGGCAACAUCGCGAGAUACUGUGAAACCUACCGUGAAUUGGCUGACCAGAUACGGAGGGGUGAAGUUGAACCCGAACGAAUGCCUCAACUCUGUCAGACCUACUUCAACACCGGCGAGACCCACUGGAAAGAUACCGUCGCUGUGGCUGUCCCUUGCGAAUGCAACAUCACGGGAUCCGUCACGCCAAUCUGCGACAAACGAACGGGUCAGUGUCCUUGUCGACCUGGCGUUGUUGGCAGGACCUGCGAUCAAUGCGAGGCCUAUCAUUACCACUUCAGUGCCUCCGGCUGCACAGCAUGCAACUGUCACCCUGAGGGGUCAGUUAGUCUGCAGUGCGACCCCAUUUCCAGCCAAUGCCCCUGUCGACCUGGGAUUGAGGGAAGGAAAUGCGACAUUUGUGGAAGCGGACACUGGAAUUUCCCCUACUGCCAGCCCUGUGAGUGCAAUGGCAAAGCUGAGGAGUGUGAUCAAGUCACCGGUGCGUGCAUCGACUGUCGAGACAACACUGGCGGUCCCAGGUGCGAGACCUGCGCCCAGGGCUUCUACGGCGAUCCGUUGAGGGGCGUGCCUUGCAGGCCCUGUGAAUGCCCAGGGGGUGGUGUCGAUCAUUCCGAGGGCUGUCAGAUGCAUCCAGUUGUCGGAAUGCAGUGUCACUGUCAGCUAGGCUAUGCUGGUCCCCGGUGCUCUGAAUGCGCACCCAACUACUACGGCAAUCCCACGGAACUCGGAGGCUCGUGCCAGCCCUGCGAGUGUUCCGGCAACCUUCCGCCAGACGGUGGCUGCGACCAGGUCACGGGUGCCUGUCUCGUCUGUCUGCACAACACCGAAGGCGAGAAGUGCGAUCGGUGCAUCUCCGGGUACUGGGGCAAUGCAAGUGUCCAGGCCUGUCAACAGUGCAGCUGCUACCACUUGGGGACUGUGGGCGGGUCAGGUGCCCCCUGCGACCGUCUGACCGGCGCCUGCAACUGCCUCCCGAAUGUCCUCGGACCGCGAUGCUUCGAGUGCGCCCCGCAGCACUUCAAUCUCACCUCCGGCAAGGGCUGUGAGGCCUGCAACUGCGAUCCAACUGGAUCUCUCAGUCUCGAAUGUCACCCAUACACUGGUCAAUGCACCUGCAGGCCGGAGCGCAGUGGAAGGAAAUGUGACCAGUGCCAGAGGACAUUUUACGGCGAUCCGCAUCAUCCAGACGGCUGUCGACGUUGUGACUGUGAUCGAACGGGAUCGUUGAGCGACGUUUGCGACCCCGUUACGGGACAGUGCCUCUGCAGGGAGGGCAUCAGCGGGAGGCGCUGUGAUCGAUGCGACCGCGGCACAACGGGAGUCCUUCCAAACUGCAGCCCGUGCGGUGAAUGCUGGACCAACUGGGAUAACGCCAUCACCGCCGUUGUUGACGAAAUGAAACGUCUGAAGAACCAGACAGCGAUUCAACUGCCUGCCGACUUGAAGCCCGUCUACGACAUACUGAAGGGCCUGGUGGAGCAAAUCGAGUUGAUUCCUGGUUCGAAUCUGACGAAGGAACAACUGGACAAGCUGACCGAGACCUCCGACGGAGGUUCUGGCAAGCUGCUGGAGGCGAUCGAGGAAUUGGGGAGACUUCAGUCGAAGCAAACCUCAAUCACUCAGAGCAUCGAGAAUAACGAAAGGUUCUUGAAACAGCUGUCAGCUCAUCUCGAUCGAAUGAUCGAGAGUAGCAAGAACUACUCCAUUCAGGACCCGUAUGGUGCUUACACGGCUCUGGUACAGGCAGAGGAAGAAGCCCAGAAAAUAGAAGCUCUCCAACGAAGCCUGGAAUCUCGCAGAACGACCUUAGAAGCUCUCUUUCAGUCGGCGACUAGAGCUGUCGCCGGACGAAGCGAAGCCGAUGAAGAGCUUAAGCGACUCAUUAAGGUCAUUAACGAGCGCAUGGAGGACCUUCGAGGCGAAAUUCGGCAAAUUAACCGGCAAAUGUGUGGUGACAAUCAACGGAGCGCUGUAUCUGGAUCCGAUCUCAAGACCUGCCCGUCGGAAUGCGGUGGCGCGGGCUGCGACCAAGUGACCGCGGAGAUCUUCAACUUGAACGAAUACCUCGAUUCCUGGUCGCGCCCCUCCGACUCCCCGUUCGGCCUUAUUUCUGGCUGUGGGGGUGCUACAGGAUGUUCCAUGAGUACGCAGGGUCGCCUGACGGAGUUGAUGGCCGAUCACCUGACCUCACAGAAUCAGUUGACCGGCGUGCUUCAGAGGUCGGCCAAAGUGGACAAUCUGAUCGCCUCGGUCAGCACACAGAUGAUUGAUUACUCUUGCAUUGUGAAUUCUUCUCGUUCGAAAGCCGAGGAUAUUCUGAGGGAGAUCAGCGCGCAGCUGACGAAUCUCCGUUCUCGAGUUGAGCGUGUGCAAAAUUUGACAAACAGCGUAAUUGAGGACGGUCAAACGGCUCUGAAAAAAUACGAAAACCUCACUCGGGCUUAUUAUGAUGAGUUAGUGCGUAAAAUCCUCGGUUUGAAACACACCAGCACUUUGCACGAGGCACUGGAACUAGGCACCUCACUCGAACGACUUGCAUCCCGGCUCCGUUACCAAGCAGAGCGUAUUCUGGCGGAAACUGCAGUCGAACGCCAAAGCGCCAAUGACCUCCGCGAACGAGCUGAACUCAUAAUGAAUAAGGCAAAGAGUUUCUUGGAGCAAAUGAAUAAGCUGGCCAACGCUAGCACAAUCUACGACGAGUUGGAAGCCAGUGGGACAUUCGACAGUCUGGAAGAAGCCAAACACCGAGAGCAGUCGAAAAUGGUGAAGGAGGAAUUGGACCGUCUGGAGACGGAGAGGCAGCUUCUCUCUCAGGACAUCAGCGCGCAGGUCGAUCAGGCUGAGCAGAACGCUGCAGCCGCUCGGCGUCUCCACGAAGAAAGCGCCGAUGCCAGGCGCCAGGGCCAGACUUCGUUGCAGAACCUUCAAAUGUUGAAUACUUCGUUCGGAAUGCUUGAUGAAAAACUGGACUUCCUGACUGAAGCUAUGGACAAGAUGGUCGGGCAGAACGGUGGGGCUACCACUGAUCCUCUACCGAACAUUCAGGAUCCAAGUGAACUCGCCAAGCAGGUCAAUGCUUACAUCGAGAAACUCGAAGAGGAUCUGGCGAAGGUUGAAUCAUUGACGAAACCACUUGAUUAUGCUGAGGAGGAAGCGCUGAAUUUGACGAACAAACUCGAAAAGGUUGUGAAGGAAUUCAAGACGCUUGGUUCACAGAUCUCUCCGAACACCAAACACCAGCAAUUCUGCAGCUAA
Molecule: messenger RNA, 4920 nt
Organism: Mesocestoides corti
Lineage: Eukaryota; Metazoa; Platyhelminthes; Cestoda; Cyclophyllidea; Mesocestoididae
Source: the annotation of a GenBank genome assembly